Esox lucius (northern pike) is the source of this 4018-nucleotide messenger RNA. RefSeq names its product two pore segment channel 1 (gene tpcn1). The coding region runs from base 425 to 2914 and encodes 829 amino acids. The record is from RefSeq and is a predicted model, not a curated record. The transcript is spliced from 27 exons. Gene Ontology annotation, cellular component: lysosomal membrane; endosome membrane. Lineage: Eukaryota; Metazoa; Chordata; Actinopteri; Esociformes; Esocidae. Gene Ontology annotation, biological process: transmembrane transport; monoatomic ion transport. Gene Ontology annotation, molecular function: voltage-gated channel activity; monoatomic ion channel activity.
CACAACUCAGUCUGCGGACAGAAACCUGUGGGAUUCUACCCUAGCCCUGUUCCUUGGGGGCGCCCCAGAUGGUAUUCAUCGUAAAAACUCCUGCAACGACUGUUCGUUGGUACCUGAGAGGUCGGGGCUCACUCUCUGAGAAAACCCAGAGAACCAUCAGCUCUGAAUGCAUCUGGAGCUCUGCUGUGUGACAACUUCCGGAUCUGUUUCUGAACAGUGGAGGACCUCUCAGUCCGGGGAUUUGUGUGCGGGUCCUGUUCUUACACAGUGUCUCUGACAUGUGUCCAUGUGCAGUGGCAUGUUAGCCCGUGCAUUUCCCUGGAGGCGUUUGGACACUGGACCAGCGAACUGUGAAUGACACACGCACACUGCUUUAGCGCACCGCGUCCACACAAACCCAAACGCACACCUGCCAGGCGGAGCCAUGGAGUGUUCGGCUGGGCGGCCGGAGACUCCUGGUAUCUAUGACAACCGUGUAGAGUUCAUCCUGGAGGAGACUCCUGUCCGCAUCUCCUCCUUGUGCACCAGGAUAGAGCUAGACUGCAUAGAUGGAGUAGCGCCGUAUGACAUAUUGGAUACCCAAGUGAGACCGACAGUGGGGCUGCCGCCAAACUACAGAGCACACAAUGCCUCACUACGACAAAGCUGGGAGAUGAACUACCAGGAAGCAGCCAUCUAUCUUCAGGAAGGAGAGAACAACGAUAAGUUCUUCACACACCCUCGCAACCCCAAGGCACUGGCGGCUUAUCUCUUUGCUCACAACCACAUAUUUUACAUGAUGGAACUGCUAACAGGACUGUUACUGAUGGUGCUGUCACUCUGUGAGGCUCCCGCUGUACCAUCUCUUCGCCUUGAUGUUUAUGUCCAUGCCACUCUAGAGUUACUGGCACUGGUUAUGGUGGCGUUUGAACUUUGCAUGAAGCUGCGCUGGCUUGGUUUCCACACAUUCAUCAGACACAAGAGGACAAUGGUCAAGACAUGUGUGUUGCUGCUCCAGUUUGUGGAGGCCAUAGUGGUUCUUAUUCGGCAGACAUCCCACUUGCGUGUCACCAGGGCCCUCAGACCCAUAUUCCUGGUGGAUUGCCGAUACUGUGGUGCUGUUCGCAGAAACCUGCGUCAGAUCUUCCAGUCCCUGCCUCCUUUCAUAGACAUCCUGCUACUGCUGCUCUUCUUCAUGAUCAUCUUUGCCAUCUUAGGUUUCUGUUUGUUUUCCCCUAAUACUUCUGAUCCGUACUUCAACACUCUGGAGAACAGCAUUGUUAGUCUUUUUGUGCUCCUGACCACCGCAAACUUCCCAGACGUGAUGAUGCCUGCGUACUCCAGGAACCGCUGGUCUUGUGUCUUCUUCAUCGUCUACCUCUCUAUUGAACUGUAUUUCAUCAUGAACCUGCUCCUGGCGGUGGUGUUCGAUACGUUUAACGGUGUUGAGAAGAUGAAGUUUAAAUCUCUGCUUCUGCACAAACGCUCUGCUAUCGACCAUGCCUUUCAAUUGCUGGUCAGCCGACAGAGGCCGAUGGGUGUGUCUCUGAAGCAGUUUGACGGUCUGAUGCGUUUCUAUAGACCUCGUAUGUCAGCCAGAGAUCGCUUCCUUACAUUCAAGACCCUCAAUUCUGCAGACGGACCUAUGCUCAGCUUGGAUGACUUCUAUAGGUUUUAUGAAGUAAUCGGUCUAAAAUGGAAGGCACGGCGGAGUGGGGAACACUGGUUUGAUGAUCUUCCACAAACUCCUUUUCUCAUCUUCAAAGGCAUCAACCUGCUUGUCAAGUCUAAAGCCUUCCAGUACACCAUGUAUGUGGUGGUGGCUGUCAACGGAGUAUGGAUCCUAAUAGAGACCUACAUGUUGAACAGUGGAUUCUCCUGGUCCAGAAUAGUUCCCUGGAGCUACAUCGUCUUUCUCACCAUCUAUGGGGUGGACGUGUUGUUGAAGAUAACAGGCUUGGGACCAUUAGCCUAUUUCAGCUCUGGCUGGAACCUCUUUGACUUCUCUGUGACUGUGUUUGCUUUUCUGGGCUUGAUUGCCUUAGCCUUCAACAUGGAGCCCUUCUACUUUAUUGUGGUGCUCAGAUCGCUGCAGCUUCUCAGGGUUUUCAAGAUAAAACAGAGGUAUCGUAACGUAUUGGACACUAUGUUUGAACUUUUCCCAAGGAUGGCAAGUCUGGGGCUAACAUUGAUUAUCUUCUACUACUCCUUCGCCAUUGUUGGGAUGGAGUUCUUUGCUGAUGUGAUCUACCCUAACUGCUGCAAUACCAGUACAGUUGCAGAUUCAUACAGGCAGAUCAAUGUAACAAUAGGCAAUAGGACGGUGCUGGACGAGGGCUACUACUAUCUCAACAACUUCAACAACAUCCUCAGCAGCUUUGUGACUCUGUUUGAGCUGACUGUGGUAAACAACUGGUACAUCACCAUGGAAGGAGUGACCUCCAUGACCACUCACUGGAGCCGCCUCUACUUCAUGACCUUCUACAUCGUCACCAUGGUUGUGAUGACCAUCAUUGUUGCGUUCAUCCUGGAUGCCUUUGUAUUCCGUAUGAACUACAGCCGUAAGAACAAAGAGCCGCUGUUAGACCCUGAGGAUGAGAAUGGGAUAGUGUUUGAGGCUGAGGUCAGUCGUGACGAGGCAUUGGAUACUCUGGAGCUUUAUAAGCAAACCUGCCCUGGACUCUCCUCCAUCAACUCUCUACAGGGAGUACUGCUGGCCAUGGACCGCAGUGGGAGUUCAUCUCUAGUGUAUCUGGGUCGGAGGUCGCGAACCAAGAGUGACCUCAGUAUGAAGAUGUACGAGGAGGAGAUCCGGGAGUGGUAUGCAGAGUAUUCCAGAGAGAACCUGCCCCAGUCAGACAGAAGCUUAGAGGGAGAACUGGACAUCCCUGAUUCCUGCCCUGAUCCGGAUCCUGAUCCUGAACAUGAACCCUAACUCCUGCUCAACUCAAACGGACCACCACCGACUAACUCUCACUCACUGUUUCUCUAACACAAACACACACACACAUCACACAUUCCUAUAUGCACGCUCAAAUACACACAAAACACACAAACACACAUACACGCGCAACAUCAGCCAUUUAACCUAGCAUAGCUGGUGUUAACAAAAUGCCUGACACUAGAUCUUCAAACUGGUCUUUCCUAAAAAGAGAAAACAACUUCCUAGAGGUAUUCUUCGGCAUUGUUCAAUCAAUCCUGUAAAUGUGGAGGAGUUUAGAUGGAGUUUUGCCUUGUUAAUAUCAGUAUGUGGGACAGGCUUUCUUUCCAUUUCCUCUGAAAUCCAGAAACUUCACUUAUUGUGGACCUCACAGAGGGUGGUCAUCGUGUCACAGAGCACUCUGUGAACUUGAUGGUGAUUGUCUUCCACAAUGAAAAUACAGAAAACCCCUCAAACCUUCAUGUCUCCUGCCCUGUUUCCCAUUCUAAGAGAAUGUACUCCAGAAGCCUGGUGGGACAGCUGGGAAAAUGACGUGCGUGAUGAUGUCAGCGAUCUAAACCCUGGACCUGUUCAAAAACAACAUUGAUUGAAUCAUGUUCUCUGUGUAACUGGAUCUCAAUUUUCAGGUUCAACAGCUAUAUCUGAUUCCAGUUAGCAUUGAUGGAGGGAUUAGGGGUCAAGGUUUUCAAGGGUCAAGAUUAGGACCUCUACCUGUAAGACAGAACUAUUUGGAAUUUUCUACAACUCUUGUUCAGUGCUCUGAACACAGAGAGGACAGGGGAAGGACAUACACCUGUAGGUGAACAUUGUGCUGUAGGUACACUCCAGCCUAUCUUGUAGCCAAUCCCCACUCUGUGUUCAUUUUCUGAGGGGAGGGCUCGUCCGACUGCUCUGGAAUCAGGAUUAUCUGGCCGUGUCUCUCAGCAAAUGCUAAGGCCAUUCUACAGCCAACAUACUCCUGCAUCUGUCAAUUAACCUACAGUUAUAUCUCCUGACCAGUGUCUCAACAAACCUAAGAGAGUACUUUAAUUUUUAUAUCUUGUUAUUAUGUAAGUGUAUAAUAAUGUAUUUGGUGUAUUAAAUGAAGAAUAAUUUAAA